AUGGACGUGGCCUCCCCGAUGAUUCAGCGUGGCGUGACGGAAUCACAACCGUAUGAGCUGCAGAACGCGUUGUGGGCGUGGGCCCGGCUUCAGCUGCGGGGGGAGCCGCUCUUUGCCGCAACUGGCGGCCAGGUCGCCGCACGAACGUCCGAGUCUCCCGCACCGAACCUGGCUGGCACCGCCUGGGCGGCGGCGGCUUUGAAGAUUGACGGCGCACCGCUCCCGAACGCCAUGUCCACCGCCGCACAUAUCAAGAGGUUCGACGCACGAAGUCUGGCCAGUUUGGCGCAGACGCCUGCAGAGAGUCAAGCAAAGGACUUGGCGCUCUUCAAGGUCUUCAGCGGUGAAGCGAUGCUUCGAGCGCCUCAACUCAACUGCCAGGACCCAGCAAACAUCACGCGGGCUCCCGCCAUCAUGAGGCUGAGGGAGGAGGCUUCGCCAGGGGUGACUUCGCACCACGCGCUGGCCAAGGUUCAGGGCUUCAAGCCGCCGGAACUUGCAUCGAUGGCACGGGCGCUCAGAAAACUAGAUGUAGUUGGCGUGCCGCUGACGGAAGCAGCUGCAGCUUGUGCGCUGCCAUUGAUGUCCAGCCCCAACGACCAGGCAGCUGCCAACACAGUUCGGGCCUUUGUGACGGCCAGCUCACGCCGCGCUUGUCCGCUGGGUGCUGUUGCCACUGCAGUGGAACACCGGGUAGCGGCAUCAGAUUCGCAGAACCUAUCAAUGAUUGCAUGA
Effrenium voratum is the source of this 735-nucleotide messenger RNA. The record is from the annotation of a GenBank genome assembly. NCBI's taxonomy places the organism in Eukaryota, Dinophyceae, Suessiales, Symbiodiniaceae.